AUGCUGUGGAUUGAUGGGUUGUGUGAAUAUGAGAAGAGGGAAGAGAACCCAGAAAUUCAAAGACAAGUUGUAAUGCUGAAGAAGAACGGCGGAUCACUGAGGUUGGACAUACCCCACCAUGGUCUAGUCAGCAUCCCACUCCAGGAAGAUUCAUCUCAUGGAGAUAGAUACCACACAGAGUCCUUGAAAGAUGUGUUGAUGGCUCAUGGAAGCUUCAGGAUUGCAAUGCAAACUUGGACCCCAAAGCAAAACGAAGAUCCGUUGGAACAAGCGGUUGGUGAAGUCAAAGCCAUUAGCCUCUUCUUCCCAGAUGUUCGAUCUAAACAUCUUCGGAUCUGCAUGGCCGCAUGGCUUGGAGUACUCUGUACCGUUGAUGAUCUACUCGAGGCGAUGAGGCCUCACGAAGCCGAGGAUGCUAUUCUGGCAACCAUUGCUACUUUGCAGGAUAGUGAGAGAGACAAUAAGAUAGUCUGCGAAGUCUCUCCCAAGGCCAAUGUCUGCUCUCUCAUGUCAUUGUUUCAGAAGCACUGUUGCCGGUAUCUCUCAGAUGCAGCUGCAAAAGAUUUCUUUCGCGAAAUUUGCACUGUAUUCUGUGGCUUCAUGCAGGAGAUCGACUUUCAACAAGGCUACUUGAAACGCGAUAUGGAGAACUACAUGGAGAUUCGAACACGAACAAUCGGAGUUGCGCCUUUCUUCAGCCUGAUCAGAUGCGACCUCUUCCCCGCCGACUAUUAUUCAGACAGUAUUUCGGCCAUACAGAAGGCAGUAAAUAUUGCAGUUGGCCUCCAAAACGAUCUUGUUGGGCUUGAAAAAGACCUGGAAGAGAAAGAGCCAAUGAAUGCCGUAUUUGUCAGUAUGGAGGAGCUGUUGUGGAAGGAGGAAGUGAAGGGAACGAAGCUUGCCGAUACAAUUGCGGCCGUUUGUUCAUUGCAUAACUGCAGUAUUGCGGAGGUGGCACAGAUACGCCAGAGGAUCCUGCAGACAGCAAGAGAUGAGUCCGAAAUAAUUGUGGCAACCUCUCAGCUUCUCUUUACUGAGACCCAUUUUAGAUGGUGCACCACGGCAAAGAGGUAUAGAACGCAUUUAGAAUAG
Messenger RNA from Penicillium coprophilum, 1092 nucleotides. RefSeq names its product terpene synthase family protein. The record is from RefSeq and is a predicted model, not a curated record. The transcript is spliced from 3 exons. Bases 1 to 1092 code for a protein of 363 amino acids. NCBI's taxonomy places the organism in Eukaryota, Fungi, Ascomycota, Eurotiomycetes, Eurotiales, Aspergillaceae.